GCUCAAUUUCAAAAAUGGCGGCCGUCGUGCAAGAUCACGAUGCUAAAGUAGAAGAUGAAAAUGAAGAAAUCAGAGAUGAUUUAAAUGAUGAUGACGCUGAGGAUGAAUUGAGUGCUAAAGAUCCAGCUAAGAAAAAGAAAAAAAAGAAGAAGAAAAAGAAAGCAUCAACAGCUCAAGAUGGAGUUACAGAUAAUUCCGAAGAUACUGAAAUUAUAACAACUAAAUUGCAGAAACAAGUAAUUGAUGGAGAUGCCAGUAAUAGAGAUGCUGAUGGUGAAGAAGAUGUUAAAGGUGAUUCCUGUGAAGCAAGUAAGAAGAAGAAAAAGAAGAAAAGCAAAGGAACCUCAGCUGUCAAGCAACAAACUGAUCCCCCAUCUAUUCCUAUUCAUGUCCUCUAUCCUGAUGGAAAUUUCCCAGUUGGGGAAGAAGUUGAUUAUCCUUCACCAACAGAUGGCCGUACUGCGAAGGAUCGAGUUACUUCUGAAGAAAAAAAAGCUGUGGAGCAAGACUUAUACAAAGAUGUUUACCGAGAGAUUAGACAUGCAGCUGAAGCACAUAGACAAACAAGACAAUACAUCAAACGUUACAUAAAACCAGGAAUGACAAUGAUAGAUAUUUGUGAAGAAUUAGAAAAAACAGCUAGGACUUUAAUUGCUGAAAAUGGACUUCAAGCUGGUUUAGCAUUUCCUACUGGAUGUUCAUUAAAUAAUUGCGCUGCUCACUAUACGCCGAAUGCUGGUGAUACAACUGUUUUGCAAGUUGAUGAUGUUUGUAAAAUUGAUUUUGGCACCCAUAUUAAUGGGCGUAUAAUUGAUUGUGCCUUUACCCUCACAUUUAAUCCAAAGUAUGACAAACUGCUUGAAGCUGUAAGAGAAGCAACAAACACUGGAAUCAAGGAAGCUGGAAUAGAUGUUAGAUUGUGUGACAUUGGAGAAGCUAUUCAAGAAGUUAUGGAAUCAUAUGAAGUAGAAUUAAAUGGCAAAACAUACCCAGUUAAAUCUAUUCGAAAUUUGAAUGGUCAUUUAAUUGGACAGUAUCGCAUACAUGCUGGUAAAACUGUGCCUAUUGUGAAAGGUGGAGAAGCAACAAAAAUGGAGGAAGGAGAGUUUUAUGCAAUUGAAACUUUUGGAAGCACUGGGAAGGGAUAUGUUCAUGAUGAUAUGGAUGUAUCUCAUUAUAUGAAGAAUUUUGAUGCUGGUCAUAUCCCUCUUAGGCUAGCACGUUCCAAGCAGUUAUUGAAUGUGAUCAAUCAAAAUUUUGGAACUCUUGCAUUCUGCAGGCGUUGGUUGGACCGUUUAGGGCAAACAAAAUAUCUGUUGGCUCUUAAGGACUUAUGUGACAAGAAUAUUGUUGAUCCAUAUCCACCUCUUAGUGACAUAAAAGGUUCUUAUACUGCCCAAUUUGAACACACUAUUUUACUGCGCCCUACUUGUAAAGAAAUUGUUAGCAGAGGAGAAGAUUAUUAACAGAUAGUACAUAAAAAAUAUUGAUGAAUUGAACUUUUAUGAAAUAAUCUUUGAAUGUUUUCAUUUUCUUUUGUUGAUGAGCUUUCAUUUUAAAACUGUUUGCUGUUUCAAUAAAAUGAAAUUUUUAUAAUUGUGAUUUUGAUUGAUAUGGCCAAAUGAUCUUAGGAUUUAUUUGUUUUUUAAUUGCUCAAACUAGACAUAUUUAUUUUUGAACUGUUGAAGAAUAAUAAUUUUUUGCAAGUUUAGGCUAUGUGAAAAAUUUUGAAUAGCAUUUUUGUUUGAAAUUCGGUUAAAAUUGGUACUAGUUAUAAUCACUGGGCUCAAAGAGUUAGAAACUAUUACUAAAGAGUUUACUGUUAAGAAAUUGAAUUUUUUAAAUUGUGAAUAUUAAAAUGUGCUAUAAAUGUGUACUUGGAUUCUUCAUUUAUUUGAAUAAUCCUGUACUAUUUUUUAAAAUACUCUGUAAAACUGCUUCAUUAAUUUUACUGACUUUUUUAGUAAGCAUUUUCAUUUACUACUCUAUUCAGUUUUUGCAUAAAAUGUUAUGUGUUUUUUUCUUUUCCUCCUAUGUCAUAAGGCUGUGGCAUUAUCCAUCAUAAGCCUCCUAGCAGCCCAAUAUGGUUAAGCCUUUGUUUUGGCUGCACAGGCAAACCUCGUUACUCAUUUAGCACAACCCAGGAGGUGCUUGUAGCUUAAAGGAUGCUACGAAUGCGAGUAACACUACCCCAAAAAAAAUUUAUAGUGCCUGUCAUCAUAUUAAAUGUGUUUUCUGUCUGAAAAAGAAACCACUGGAAAAUGCCUGGUGACCCAGAAUAAGGAUCAUUCAUAUUUUAAAAAAAUUGUUUCAUUUUCCUUUUUGAUCUGUAUAAUUUUUAAUUUAACUGAAUUGUCUUGGGUUUUUUUACAUAUUUUUUACAGCUUUUUUUUACUAUUAAUAAUGUCAUCACAUUACAAAUAUGUUUUCACUAGGUGAUUAUUAAAAAACCAUGAGUUUAGAAAGCUCUGAAGAGCAACUGUAUUCAAAGCAAAACAUUUAUUAUUAUUAUUGUAUAAAGCUAUUUAAUUGGCAAACUUAUGAACUGUAUGGGCAUUUAAUAUCAAAAAAAAAAAAAAAAUAUGAUAAUAAUAAUAAUAGCAAAUAUUACAAAUGUGUUUUCAAUGUCUUUUAAAUGCCUCUAAUAUCUUGAAGCUCUUAUUAAAAAUUGUGUCCAUUAAAAUCUUGAAAAAUUUAAAUGUUGAAAGCCACUGAAAUUUAUUUACAGCCCACCCCCACGAAAAAAUGCUUAUAAAGAAACAAAUAAAAAGAAACUUGACCUGUUUUUAUUUUAAAUUAUCUUUAAAAUGUUGUUUUAGAUUUCUUCCUAUUGUGUUCCAAGAAAAAUGCACAACUUCUAUGGGCCAUUUAAAACACAUACAUUUUUACUUCUCAGUAUGUAUCAAGUAGCAUUGAUUGAAAUGUUAUCAGAAUACUUUAGCAUAGCUUUGCGUUUAAAAUUGUCAUAUAAUGCUCAAAAUAUUGUGGAUGAAAUUAAAGCAUUACAAUUCUGGUCUUUUAAUGUAUAAUAAAAUACAAGUAUUUAAGCCACAUGAUCUGGAGACAAAAUCAAUCGUAUGAAAUUAUCUUUAUUGAUGUAGCUAGGGAAAUAACAAAGUACUUAAAUUUAAGGACCUUGUCCAACAUUUAGUUGUAUUUGUAAGUUUCUAAAGUUGAAAUUAAAAUUGGUUUGAUCAAUUACUUCAUUUCUUGAAAUUGUGCAAAACAUAUUGUUGUCUUAGAGCAACUGUAAGACAUCUAAGCCUGAAAAUAACAGUAAGGUGUCCUACCGUUGCUCUGAGGAUCUGAUAAAUAUAUUUUACAUAUUAAAUUACAAAUGCAAAUUUAUUAUAAAGCAUGCAGUUGUAUGAAUUCUUGGAUAUGAAAAAAGAUGAAACUAACUAAAAAAUAAUAAUAAUAAAAUAUUCCUGAUCUUUAAGUAUAGCAGCAAAUUUCAAGUGUUGCUAGUAUUGUAUAAAAAUUUUGAAGUAAAAUUUACUACUCAAUUUUAACACUUAACUAAUUAUUAGUAUUAAGCUAAAUUCCAGUUUCUUGUUCGAUUGUAACUUUUUAAAUUUUAAUAAUUAAGGCCAAACAUAAAUUUUAUUUAUCUUUGGUCUAAUGUGAGUAAAUACUGUGCAAAAGCUAUUUUUCUAAAUAUGAUGAGAGAGCAAAUUUCUCUUGAACUACUGGAAAUGUACUUUAUGAAGAAUAUUUGUACCCAUUGUUUCUUUAUUGAAUGUACAAAAUCUAUCUUUUGCCAUAUUAAAAGAAAAUCAUGUACCCA
This is a messenger RNA of Uloborus diversus, 3787 nucleotides long. It is a transcript of the gene und, whose product is annotated as methionine aminopeptidase 2-like. Gene Ontology annotation, biological process: proteolysis. The record is from RefSeq and is a predicted model, not a curated record. Gene Ontology annotation, molecular function: metalloaminopeptidase activity. Bases 15 to 1466 code for a protein of 483 amino acids. The transcript is spliced from 12 exons. Lineage: Eukaryota; Metazoa; Arthropoda; Arachnida; Araneae; Uloboridae.